AUGUUUGAGAAGUGCAUAUCAGCCGAAUCGGGUGUCGUUUUCCGGAAGCACUUCGUGGACUGCUUCGCGAACGACAUCUUCCUGAAGGGCCUCAAGCUGGCGGAGAACCACAUCAAGAAUCUCACGUACUUCCUGACGCACAUGCACCAUGUGCUUCAGAAGUACGUGGAGAUGGACGAAUGGCAGGCCUUGAUCGACGCCGGUGACGAUGCGAAGCCGUUCACGGAGGCUGUGACACGUAUCUGGGAGCUCGUCAAGGCUCUUUUGACCAUGCUGCUGGCAUCCCCAGAAAGAGAGGGCCUGGCUGCCAAGAACAUGCUUUCGCUGUUGAACUACAAGGGCCCAUCGGUGCUGGAGAACUCCAUCAAAAGCCUCCUCAGCGACCACCGCUUUUGGACUGGCGCCAUCAGCAGCACGAACAAGUUCGCUGCGACAGGCAAGCUGGCCUUCCCCAAGCUGAAGGCCUUGGAGGACCACAUCAAGAAUCUGAAGAGUGGGGAGUUUGAUGCAACCUCCUGGUUGGAUGCGACAGCGGAUGCCUUCAAGCAGCUUCCGGACCUUCGCGAGAAGCUCAAGCCCAACGCCACGAAGCGGCUGGAACAGUAUCUUCGCCAGAUGGUGGACCCCAUCGCACGGCACAUCACGUCAGCUACCUCCCCGGAAGGCUUGGCUAUGAGGAGCGUGGAGGCCUUCAUGGAUGGCGUGAAGAAGAUUUUCGCAUCAGACGAGUCCUUGGCCGGCACAGCGGAGAAACUCGGUCAAUGGCAAGCCAAGAUGGCAGGCGAGUUGGUUUUGCGAAGGGUGCUGAGCGGCUUGGCUGAUGUGGUCAGCUGCAACAAAGCCGAUUGGGUCCUCCUCAGCGAUGAUAUUCCACGUGUGCCCGACCUCGAGACCCGGUCAGAGAUCACGAGGGCCUUGGCACGGACCUUCCACAUUUUCUUGGAGGAUUUCCUCAAGACUGAGAUGGAUGCAGGAAGCUUAGACAAUUUUUGCAUCUGGUUCGUCAUGCUGGGGAGUCGUGGCAGGGUCGGAAACCGAGAACGCGAGUGUGGACCCCGGUCUGCGAUGUUUCGCCCCAAGCUCGACAUGCUGCAAAGUGCUGUGGUGAAAAGCAACCAUCCAGCUGCAGAGCUGGCGAAGCAGUUGUUGCUCAUGUUGACGCUGACGUCGAAUGCUCGUGACAGUCUUGCCUCUUAUGAGAAAUUGGGUCCCUCCACGGCCCAGCGUGUGCGGAGAGAUGCUUCCGGCAUCAAUCUCGCGAAUGUCGCAAAGAUCUUCCUGACCUUCGACAAGACGAAGACGGCCCUGAGUGCUGGAAUCAAGAAAGUCAACGAGGAGAUCAGCGGCUAUGAGAAGGCUGAUCAGGAAGUGGUCGGUAUGCUACUGACAAGCCCCGUCGACAGCUACAUCACCGUGGACUGGAGCGUGCUGAUCGAUGCUUUGAAUGCGGUUGGCCAGUCGAUGGUCGAGAGAAUCUCAAUGGCAGUCAGCAAGACCGCGUGUAUCGUGCAAGAGAAGCAGCUGGGCGGCAAGAAUGACUGGCGGCGUCAACUCCCGGACACUGCCGACGGCCCGACAGUGCUUCGCAUCGGCGCGGAGGCGUUGAAAGAUGUGGAGGGCAAGACAUUGGGUGAUGCGAUUGAAGUGAUGGAGGAGGCAUUGUGUGUGUCCAAGGCUGCUGAGCAGACGCAGAAGAACUUCGGUGCCGUGAUCAAGUGCUUGCGAAAGCAGUCCGACAGCCUGGAGCUCAAUGGAUGGAAUGCGCUUGAGGAGCAGAGCAAAAUCCUGCAGACCGCCACAAAGGGCUUCCGCAUGACAUUCUGUGAGGGCUUGGUGAUGUGGGCUGCCACCUCAACACCCACAAAGGCGAUCCUCGCAAGCCUUCGAGCCCAGGAAGCCCUGAUUGCCGGUGAAGUCAUUGAUGAGGCAUGCAUGCACCCGAAAAUCUUGGAAAAGCUGCGUGAGCUUUUGGCCCGCGGAACGGCGCAGGCUUAA
Messenger RNA from Symbiodinium sp. CCMP2592, 1995 nucleotides. The record is from the annotation of a GenBank genome assembly. Lineage: Eukaryota; Dinophyceae; Suessiales; Symbiodiniaceae.